Molecule: messenger RNA, 8031 nt
Organism: Podarcis muralis (Common wall lizard)
Lineage: Eukaryota; Metazoa; Chordata; Lepidosauria; Squamata; Lacertidae
Gene: DNAJC5
Product: DnaJ heat shock protein family (Hsp40) member C5
Biological process (GO): regulation of synaptic vesicle cycle
Cellular component (GO): membrane; intracellular membrane-bounded organelle; presynapse
Source: RefSeq, a predicted model, not a curated record
GCUCGGGUCGGCGUCGUCGUCGUCGUUCUGCUCUCUCUCUCGCCGGCCGCCGUCUCUCUCUCUCUGCUCGGUGCUGCUGCCGCCGCUGCCGGCCCCCUUCUCCCCCCGAGGAAGGAAGCUGCGCAGGAUCCGACCCCCCGAGCCCAGCCCGCCUGGAGACGCCGACGGAGGAGGCGGAGGAUCCGGCAGGAGAAUCCUGUUCUGGAACCUGAAGGCUGAAUUUUUAGGAUCCCACAUCUAGGAUCUAGCUCGGCUGUUUCAUAAGGACGGAUUUGUUAAGGUUAGCUCAAGAUGGGAGACCAGAGGCAACGCUCAUUGUCUACGUCUGGGGAAUCAUUGUACCAUGUUCUAGGACUGGACAAGAACGCCACCUCAGAUGAUAUUAAAAAGUCAUACAGGAAACUUGCAUUAAAAUAUCACCCCGAUAAGAACCCAGAUAAUCCGGAAGCUGCAGAGAAAUUUAAAGAAAUCAACAAUGCACACGCGAUAUUAACUGAUGCUACAAAACGAAAUAUUUAUGAUAAGUAUGGCUCCUUGGGUCUGUAUGUAGCAGAGCAGUUUGGAGAGGAGAAUGUGAACACGUACUUUGUGCUAUCCAGCUGGUGGGCAAAGGCGCUGUUUGUGUUCUGUGGACUCAUCACGGGCUGCUACUGCUGUUGCUGUCUCUGCUGUUGCUGUAACUGUUGCUGUGGAAAGUGUAAACCGAAACCCCCUGAAGGUGAAGAGCAGGAAUACUAUGUCUCCCCUGAAGACUUGGAGGCACAGCUACAGUCAGAUGAGAGGGACACCUCAGAUACACCUAUUGUGAUACAGCCAGUCUCAGAGACGACCCAGCUCACAGCGGACUCCCACCCCAGCUACCAUACCGAUGGAUUUAACUAAGUUAAGGAAGCACUGUUAACUAGAAUGGAUAAGAAUAAAUAAUAUGGCCAAUCCAGCACUAGAAUCAUGGACAUUAGAUAAUAGAGUACGGGGAAGGGAGACGUCCUGCCACACUUAGAGGGCAGCCUCCAACCUGCUGAGAAUAUUUUGUAAUCCCUUCGCCUUUUGUCACCUUCAGUGUCGUAUCUUGAUGAUACAUGGAUGAUACUGUAGCAUGCAGUAUUUAAAGCAGUUUAGCUUUUGGUCUUAUUUCGUUUCCUUUUUUAAAAAAGAAAAAAAUUUAGCAUGUGUGGAGUUUUAUGUUAUAAAUGUCUUUGUGUUGUAAUGUAUUGAGGAGUUAUCACAACGAGUGUGAUGGAUACAUUCUGCAUUUUAAGCAGCGAUACCAGCCAAAAAAAAACAAUGAGCAUUUUUCAAAGAGAAUUUAAAUUUGCCACAGAAGCCACCACACUUCCAUACAGUUGAGCUACAAACAUCGCUUGAAGGCGGCUGUUGAUCAUCCACUUGAUAGCAACUAAGAUUUCCAGUAUAUCCCAACUGCCCCUGUCUCAAGAGCUAACCUUGAAAAUGGCUGAUGUUGCAUGGAAGGGAUUUUUUUAAAAAGGGAAAAAAAUGUUCCCUGCACAUCUGUUUCAUCUUCUGAGUGUCAGUGGCUUUAUAGUUAAGAUGUUCUUGUAUAGGAGAGGGCCAAAAUGUUGGUUUUGUUAUAAAACCAGGCGUUACUUGAAUUAUCUCAAAUUAAAGUGCACACUAGUUUUGUUUAAAUUUAAUCAUUCCCCUGCACUAUUUAUGAUCAGUUACUGCCAUUUUUUUUUACUUGUGCAUGAACAUGGAAAACAGAAACUCAUGUAUGCUCUCACUGUCGCAUUUGAAUGAAGUCUAAGCAAAUAAAUAGUCAAGCAAAGUUUAGAUUUCUGUUGUUCGAAUAUGCAUUGCUUUUUACAUUUUUACAAGCACCUCUUAAAAAAGAAAACUAAGGCCACUUUACACAUGCAUUCUAGGUAUGCAUCUAAGAGUACUUAAAAAAACAUUUCUAGGAUAAAUGCUGCAGGUACAGGCAUACUUAUCAGGGGACUGAGAUUGGCUGUGGCUCCCUUUUGAGUGUUCACUGGGUGGCAAGCUUCAGUUUGCUGCUAUGUGAUGUAGGAAACAGAUCUAUGCUGACUGGCUCAGCAGACAAAACACAGCGUUUUGGAGCUGAGGCACCAAGUCUUCUAUCUGUAGCUACAGCCAUGUGGCUUCCUAGCACAAAUUUGAUUGCCUCUGUUCUACCUUGCUAAAAUGGGGUCAGUAAGUCUGAUCUGCUCUAACCAGUGUGCAGUGCUUUACAAAAUUGGAGCACUGCGUGGUUGAUUAAUUAGUAUUGCUGAAUGGUUGUCAAAUAACUAAUCACAUCUGUUUCCUUGUAUGUUAACCCGUGAAAUGAUUUGCACGUGUUCUUUUUAAAGAUAAUGUUUAUUUUGUUUGGGGUUUCCCUUACAUCUCCCUUCAUUGAUAACUUUGUGAUGGAUAUUCUGGAACGGUUUCCCUCUCUGCGGUAGAAAAAAAAAUUAUGAAUGGAAAUUGUGUGUGUGUUUGUGUGUGAAUGUGGGGGCAUCAUGAGGCUUCCUUAGGUAUCUCAGCAACUUAUAUUCUCUAAUUCUCUGCUAUUGUUUGUUUAGUCUCAUUUUAGAAAAUGUUCAAUCCACUUAAAAAUGCAUCACCCAGGGACACUGAGCUUCAGGACUGCUGCUGCUUUUGAAUUUCAGAGCUCAGAUCAGUCUGUUCUGUUCUCUUUUUCUCUGUCCCCCCGCCCCCCAAUUUUGUCUCUCCUCCUUUUUGGAAUUAACUGUGGCUGUCUCUUCUUACGCACCAUUCUGAGGUGGUACCAUUUCAGACUGCAAGUGAGAGAUGCCAAUAUGAAUAUUCCCCAGGGCGUGUGGAGAAAAGCAAAGUCAAUGCAAAUAGAAAAAUUAACACAUAAGGGAAAGCUAGUCUGAUUGAGCCCUUUGCCUGUUGCACAAGUUUAUUGGGGAGCAUUGUAGAAAUGUCUUGCCUUGUCUGCAGUCUGAAAUAGUGCAGUCGGGCUCUGCCACCACCUCCUCAGCAUCCCACAGUCUCGUAAUGCAGAUCGUGUGGGAUGAGGCCUGACUUUGUUCUACAUGCGUUCUGCUUCCCCACAAGCAGGGUUUGCUUUCUUUGCAGGACUUCAUCUUCCUUACACCUGACCUGAAAUCUGUACUAAAGGAAAGAUCUUUGAAAGCUUCUUAACCAUAUGGACCAAAACUGUCUUUUGAAAGCCGAGCCAGCUCUUUUCUUUCCUCUCCUGCCCUCUCCAGUCUUCUCCAAAGGUGCCCAAUAUGGCAUGUUCACUUUACUUAGGUUAGGCAGAAGGGCAGUUCUUAACAUUUGGGUGAGCUAACACAUUAUUAACACUCGUUUUGAUAUUGCACCCUUAGUUUUCGGCUAAAUACCCUGGACAGCUCAAUACUUUAAUAUUCCUUGAAUCCACCUGCAUGAUUCAAAGUUAAUAUAUUUCAGACUUGUAUCUUUCUCUAGGCGAAAACAGGCUUAUCAUGCAUUCCUAGUGCCUGUCACUGGGUUUUAUUCAACGUCCCAAGCCCAGGGGUUAGAGGACAACACACACACACACACAGAUUUACAUAUCUAGACUUGAAAGCCUCAUCCAUCUUGUUGAGGGUUACAUGGAGGGUAUAAUAUGGAGAAUUUAUAAAAGGUGACAGAGUUCUUUGCCUAAAAGUAAAGUAUGAUCUCAGCUGCGCUCCUGCUGCCCGGCUUCAGUCUUGAUUUUAACAUAACUAAAAUUGCCAACUUGGACUGAUUUCAUGACCUAACAACAUUGGCGCUCCAGAGCAAAACAUCUAGUGAAGAACUUGGGCCAUGAUCCGGUGUCAGGCUGGAUUUUACAAACAUGUAAUAACCCCUAAACAGUUUGCUGCCACUGGAAACAAGCUGCUUCAAUCUCUAGCAUAGUUAAUUGUUUCAAUAGAGUUUCAAGGCACUUUCCCCCCUCCCUUCUCCUUCUCAGUCUUGGAGUUCAGAGUACUGUAUCGCUAUUUGUGUUCACUUAAAGUAGAUCAAUUUAUUAAUCAUUUUGCUGUUGGGCAAUGAUUUCAUAAUCAUUCCAGUAGUGAUUUGGGGGUAAAGCUGUAGUACCUCCUGUGUUUUCUUACGCCAUUGUGUCCUUUAGAUUUGCAUCCCACUGAAGCUUGUUCUAAAUAUCCAUUAAUUGCUAAGCUAAAAUGCCAGGAUGAAGGUGCUUCACAUAGUCUUAAACACAGUCUCUGCUCUCUGUUCCUAACGUUGUGCUGCUGGACACAGGGAACCGGGGCUCUUUCAAAGUCUGAUUGCUGUUUGAUAUAAAGGAAAGUUUCUAAUUCGAAUUUCUAAUAGCUCUAUGUUCAACUGGAGGCAAACAAAGCUGAAAAUGAUUUGAGAGGAGUUUCACUUUCCAUUGCGUUUGUGUACUUGCUGUAAGUCUUCUUGUUGCUGCCUCUGGACAAACAGGACUUGAGUGUUUUUGAGACCGUACCAAAGUCAUUUAAUAGAAGGUGAGAGUGGGGGUGAGCAUACGUGAUUCUGAAUGUGAGCCUUCUUUCAAGCUACCUUUAAAAUUUCUGGAACAAAACCCACAUCCAUCUGUCUUCAGUCUUAUUUAUCAAGUCCACUACCUCAUCCCCUUACAGCAGUUUUCCUUUAGACUGCCAUGACUCACUCUUUCUCAAUUUUUCAAACUCAUAUUAUGUUGUUAGAAGACUUGCAGAGGGUUGUCCUUCAGUCCUGUUUAACUGUGUCAAAACCAGUGGAUCCGGCCAAUUAAAGUGAGUUCCACGUGGCUUUGUGAUAGGCAUUUAUAAUGCACCAAGCCGCCACAAGCCCAGAAGUACCUGCUCUGCUUUGCAUGGUGGCCAAACCACAUCCUAGCUCUGGCUCUUUGGCUCAAUUCAGCUCCCAGGGACGUGAAUAUGUGAGUCGCAGAGCAUCUUUCCCCGCCCCCUCACUAAAACCAACACAGCUUUUUUUCAUUUGGAGCUAGUGAGAAUGAAGCGAGAGAUGAAAAAUGGGCAAUGAACUUUUAAAAAGUCCAUUGGCGCUGGCUUACAUGAAGAACGUUCACUGCCAAUGCAUAUGAAACUUUUGCACCAUUUUUCUAUGCUUAAAUGUGUUGCCAGCCAAUUAAAUUAGUGUUUUCAUUUUUACUUUAAGUGAUGCUAGCAUUCACAAGCAUCUUCAUGAACCUGCCCAUUUUGCUCUCAGAUUGCAUUCAGGGAGCUGGCUGUGUUAGGAACUCCUGUCGUUAACCUGCUCAUUAUUGCCCAAUCGUUAGACCACUUGUGCAGAGUCAGGGAGGAUCUGUACAGCUUCCCGUGGCACGGAGAGCUUUGCGGGCUGCUGUUUUGAUUACCUGGGAGAUGCAAUUUGGGGCUAAUGCGACCUGAGGAAGGUUGGUAGCUUGCUGGUUGGACUUCCAAGCUUCUUACUAAAUCACGCCAAGCCACAGGCUUGCACCCGGAAACUUGCUUUGAGCGCUGAUUCUCCAUCCCUUUCCCAACACAGGAGUGACCCUGGGAGGCUUUCCUGUGUCUGAAAAUGUAUCAUGGAUGCACUGAUUAGAUAUAACUGCUGUGGAAAAGGUACACUGCUCUCAGAGCUACUAAGAACCAGAUGUUACGUUUUCAGACACCAAAGUGCCAAGUCCUGAUGUGUUCAGGAAAACUGUCGCUUGGGAAACUGGUCUUAAUUUAUUCUACAUUCCAGAUGAGCUCCAAAUCCCCUCUGCAACAGCUGCUGUUGAAGUGAUAAAAAAAAAAUAGUCGUUUGGUGCAAUGAGCAAUGCAGUCAUCCUUUGUUUGGGGAGCCAAGGGGCAUUGUACCUACGAAUGCUAAAUAAAUUUCACAGGCUGUGUAUGUAUGAAUCUGUUGUUUUUAUCUGUAUAUACAUGAAUAUAUAAAACACUUACCUAAGUUCUUGUAGCACUUGUGGGUAGAUUUCUGCCAUUUCUGAUGUUACCAAGCGCUUUUUCUUUCAGCUUAGUAACUUCCAAACAUUGCUUCUCUCCACCCCCCUUUUCCUUUAGCCCUCACAGUAGUCAAUAAAAUGUGAUGCUCCAUAACAUUUCAUUGCAUAGUAGCCUAUCAUGAGAGCACCCCGCCCAAGCUUAUUCAAUGGCAGAGUUUCACAUUAUGUUCUCAGUGAUGUGGUGGUGUUGCUGGGGGGUCUGCUGUUCGAUCAGCAACCCUUGCGACAGUUUUUACCUACGUUACAGGUGGAGGUGGGAACUGUGCCCUGAUUCUAGGAGCCUCCUGCAGCAAUAGGGGCUCCUGCAAACAAACGCAUCAAGAAUGGACAGCGAAUGCAUGUCCUUAAAAAAACCAAAACCCUGAACAUGUCGGCUUGAUUCAAAGAGAAGGCAGCAAUAUCCUGAGAGGCAAAGAGGUCUUUCUGGGAUGGUUGUCAGGGGUUGAAGUGGAGGGGAAGGUGGCUUCUGAAAUAGUUGCAGGGCAUAGCUCUAAGCUCUUUCUAGCGGCAGCGUAUUUAACAAAGUGGGGCAUAGCAUGGGAAAUUGUAGGAUGAGUGCUUGCAUUGCUGUGGUUCUUUUCUGUUGGUAAUUCAGCUUUGACUGUUAAGGAGAUGAGUCGAUGUGAUUGUCUAAAGCAGGGGUUGGCCACCUGCAGCCCCCGGGCCACAAGCAGCCCACGGGGUCGUUUAAAUGGCCCACGAGCCGCCCCUGAACCAAGCCGCCCACUCGGCAAGUCUCCGCACACUGUGCUAAACCGGCACAGCGCGGAGUGGGGACUCGCUCCCACGGUGCCAGAAAUCACAUCUGCGCAGACACAAAUGCUGGAAAUCGCAUCUGCGCAGAUGCGAUCCAGCCCAUGGAGUGAUCUCCGCAGGAGUGAACUGGCCCAGGCGAGGUAAACCUUGCUGACCCCUGACCUAAAGACCCCAAAACUAGGCACGACAGAGACAGCCUCCCCCCUUCCCUGUUGGAAGAAGAAGACAGGGACCCUUCCUGUCUUUCCAUUGUUUCUUUACCUCGCCCCGCAGUCCCGUUGCCUAAUUAUUAGACUCUAAUCUGUAGGCCAACAAUAACACUUGACAUUUGAUUUUUGGUAUUUUGCUGGAGGCAAGCCAACCCAAAUUGUUUAAUUGCACAGCGCAAGACCUGCAGCUUAUUUUCGUUUCGAUGUUUUGACUCAGCGAUCUUAUUUUCCUUUUUGGUACGCCUGUGUGUUGUGUGUCGAUGGGUGGGCUGUGUGUGUAUGUAAUGAACCUGGAGAUUUGCCAAGCUGCAGAAGCUGUAGAAAUUGUGUUUUCCAUAUUAGUCUUGUGUGUGUGUGUGUGUGCGUGUGUGCGUGUGUGUGUUGCGUCAUUCAGCUACUGCUGGUGUUCUAUUAAUUUUUGUAUCAUCAUCAUCUCCUCCUCCUGCUGCCCCUUCUCCUCUAUUGGGGAACAUGGUAUGUGUUUUUUGUUUUGUGUAGCUAUCACUCUAUUCAAGGCAGCCUCUUCUUGCAUAUGAGUAAAAAAAGUUAGGAUGAACUGUGGCCCAGUCAGCCAUUGCUCCUUUCAUGCCGUUCCUUUCAGUGAAGGUUUGCAAGCCCCAUUGAAAUGAACCAUGGCUCCAGAAAGCAAAGUUUGGUAGAUUCCAUCAUACACUUGUUGAUUUUUAGUAAGAUUUGUUGUGGCCUCUCCUGAAGUCUGUGUGACCUGAUGAAGAUGUAUCAAGAGUCUCAUAUUGCACUUGUACUUGCUGGAGAAAAGGGGAAAUCCAGAUUUUUUUUUUAAAUUAAGAAAAAUGUUAGUUGUAAAGAACAAUCAAAAAGUAUAAAUGCAUUUGAAAAGCAAUUAUAUAUAUAUACAUAUACAUAGAAAAUAUAUAUAUAUAUUUUGUUAUGUUACUUAAAGGGUCAUCCUUUAAAUUGUAUGUAAGUAGCUGUGGCUGUCCGAACUUUGUGGAUUGUUAACACUCGCAAAUACUGAGCUCCUGUACAUACCUACAGUUCAAGCAGAAGGAAUUUAUUUUAUGUUUUAGCAUGUAAUUUAUGUAUUGUAUGUCUGAAUAGGAACAUAAAAUUGAAAAAAUAAAGACUGCUAAAUUAUCAGAAACCAAGGUUGUAAAAUAAAUGUUUUCAAGGCAAAAAAAACCA